UCUUCAUUUUUUUUCCAAAUGACCACCAUUACUGAAACAACACAGCGAACAUCAUCCAAUCAGCAGCGACCAAGAUUUCGUCCACCAUUAUCCGUUCAACGAUAUCUUUAUGUUUGUGAUGUUAUUCGACAUUUAAGCCAACAUCAACAUCAACAACAUCAUGAUGAUGAUAAUGGUGAUGAUAAAAAAUCUAUUGAAUCAGUGGCUGAUCUUGGUUCCGGUUGUUGUCGUCUUGCAUGGCAUCUAAAACAAUUACCAUUUCUUCGUUGUAUUCGAUGUUUGGAUUUGAAUGAUAAUUGUUUUGAAGGUAAUACCUAUGUUGUGCCAUCAAUGGAAGAAAGACUUACAGAUAGAUCAUGUCCAUUACAAAUUGAAUUAUAUCAAGGUGAUGUACGACAAAAUGAUUAUCGAUUUCUUCGCACAGAUAUUGUUACUUGUGUUGAAAUGAUUGAACAUUUACCCAUUGAAUCAUUGGAUUCAUUUGCAAUGAAUGUUUUUGAUUUCAUACGACCACGUUAUGCCAUAAUAACGACACCGAAUUUUGAUUAUAAUGAUUUAUGUCGUAUGAAAAAUGAUAAUGACGUGGAUGAUGAUGAUGAUAAUGAUGAUAAUCAACGUGAUCAUUAUCGUGAUCCACGUUUUCGUGAUUGUGAUCAUUAUUUUGAAUUUACACGUCAAGAAUUUAAACAAUGGUGUGAUCAGAUUCUAGUGAAAUAUCCACUAUACACAUAUCGAUUAUCAGGUGUUGGCCGAUUACGAUCAUUGGAUCCAGAUAUGCAACGUGGUUAUGCAACACAGAUAGCUAUUUUUAAAAGAAAAUUCAACAACGAUGAUGAUGAUGGUGAUGAAGAACAACAACAAUCGAAUGGUUCAAUACAACAAAAUUAUCAUCAUAUUCGAACACAUUAUUUUGGACAGCCAUGGAGUCGUUGGAAACCAUAAUCAACAUUGAUUUGAAUCUGUAUUUAUACAAAUGAAAAAAAAUUUUUUUUUUUGUGUGUGUGUGAUGUGUCUGUAUUUUCACCCCCAUUAAUGUUGAUUAUUAUUGUACAUUUUUUUUUCUUUUUAUCAUUGAAAAUUUUCACAAAUAAAUCGAUUA
Dermatophagoides farinae (American house dust mite) is the source of this 1099-nucleotide messenger RNA. RefSeq names its product Hen1 methyltransferase (gene Hen1). Gene Ontology annotation, cellular component: nucleus; cytoplasm. Lineage: Eukaryota; Metazoa; Arthropoda; Arachnida; Sarcoptiformes; Pyroglyphidae. Gene Ontology annotation, biological process: piRNA processing; RNA methylation; siRNA processing. Gene Ontology annotation, molecular function: RNA methyltransferase activity; O-methyltransferase activity. The record is from RefSeq and is a predicted model, not a curated record.